AUAAAUGUUCUUUAUGGUCACAUGAUGUGUCCUAGGAAACAGUAUAAAUGGAGCUCCCAGGUGAAAUCCAGAACACACGUCCUCUGACUGGUGUGUUUUGGAUCUGAAUGAUGGUGUUCUUAAUGACGUCCUCAGGGGCUCCGCUGCUGCUCCUGUUCAUACAGGUCACCACUGGUCAUAGCUCAGAUGCCCUGAUUAGAUUGGUCAAUGGUCCUAACUCCUGCUCUGGGAGAGUGGAGGUCUACCACAGCGGUCACUGGGGUACGGUGUGUGACGACUCGUGGGACUUGAGUGACGCCCAGGUGGUGUGUAGACAGCUGGGCUGUGGAAGAGCUCUGUCUGCACCACACCAAGCCCACUUCGGACAGGGGAACGGGACAAUCUGGCUGGAUGACGUUCUCUGUUCUGGAGGGGAGUCUUCUCUCACGCAGUGUGGCCACCUAGGGUUUGGGUCACACAACUGUAAUCAUGGUGAAGAUGCGGGUGUUGUCUGUUCAGCUUCAGCAGGUGGCAGCAACACCACAGCAGCACCACCAAUCUACUGGAACACUACAACAGAGACACGAGGACCAAUCUACCCAACAACCCCAUCGGUAGUUAACUCCACGCCAGGGUGGCAAGGGGCUAGGUCACAGUGGGUGGAGGUGGAACCAGAAGUGAUAUCAUAUCCUGGCCAGACGGUUAACCUGCGGUGUGCCUUCAUAGGAACGCAGGUCAUACAGCUCACACAGGUGUCCUGGAUUUUUGAGUCCAGGAAGGGCGAGAUGCUCAACAUAGCCGUGUACCACCCCAAUUUUGGGGUAAUGUACCCCACGUCACCCCUGAAGGGACGAGUUAGCUUCCCCACGCCCUCCCUCAGCAACCCUUCAAUCCAGAUCUCUGACGUCAAGAUGACUGAUGAAGGGAGAUACAUCUGUAAAUACGCCACCUACCCCAGCGGCAAUGAACAGGGCAUCACCUCCCUCGUUAUACUAGCUCUGUCAACAUCACCACCAUUCUACUGGAACACCACAACAGAAACAGCAGGACCAACCAACCAAUCAACCACACUGGCUGGUAACACCACAACAGUUACACCAGUGACAGCGUGGCAAGAUGCCCCGAUCAGAUUGAUCAACGGUCCUAACUCCUGCUCUGGGAGAGUGGAGGUCUACCACAGUGGUAGCUGGGGGACAGUGUGUGAUGACUCGUGGGACUUGAGUGACGCACAGGUGGUUUGUAGACAGCUGGGCUGUGGGAGAGCUCUGUCUGCACCACACCAAGCCCAAUUUGGACAGGGGAACGGGACAAUAUGGAUGGAUAAUGUUGGAUGUACAGGCAGCGAAUCUAAUCUCACAAGGUGCAGUCACAAUGGGUUUGGGAGACACAACUGUAAUCAUGGUGAAGACGCUGGUGUCGUCUGUUCGGACUCAGAGCGUCCUUCCAACUCAGGCCCAGAGCUGGUGUGUGGUCGGCGCCUCCUAAAGGUGGGUCUCAGCCGGUCUGCUCUGGAGACUGCAGGUCUGAACGCGUUCUCUGCUCACCUGGCCGACCUCGGCUGCUCCUCCCACCAGGAAGCUAACGGCACAGUGUGGUACCAGGUGGAGCGCAGGGAGGGACGCUGUGGAAACACACUGACGACCAACAGCAGCCAUGCCAUCUACUCCAACAGUUUAUUAAUCUACCAGGUGCACAAUGUCUCCUUCACCCGACCCGUGAGCAUACCUUUCUCCUGUGCCUAUCCGCUAGACACAGAGAGCAGCCUAGAUGUGGCCGUCGUACCCUACCUGCCGGUGGAAGGUGGAGUUUCAGGUAUUGGCUCCGAGGCAUCAGCCUCCAUGUCUCUGUACCACAACUCCAACUACACAGAGCCUUACCCAGCGGGUCAGAGAGUCACUCUGCCACUGGGCUCUGCUCUGCAUGUGGGUGUGUCCGUCAACGAGACGGAGACGGAGCGAUUUGUGGUUGUCCUGGACAACUGCUACGCCACUCACUCCCCCAACCCUGAUGACCCUAUGAGAUAUUUCAUCAUUCAGAACAAAUGUCCUAGUGAUCGUACCCAGGUGAGGGUGGAGGAGAGUGGCUCAUCACUCGAGGCUCGCUUCUCUGCGCUGCUGUUUGUGUUCCAGAGGGACUACCAGGACGUCUUCCUGCACUGCAGACUCAGCCUGUGUGACCAGAGGAGCUCCUCCUGCACUCCAUUGUGUUCCAGACGAAGGAGAUCCCGUUCCAUCUCCAGUUCCGUUCCCCUUAAUCCCGUCACCAUCGGUCCAAUCAGCUGGACUUGGAGUCUGGACUGAGCCUUGGGAGGUACUGCAGUGAGCCGUAUCUGAUUCAUUGUCCUUAUACUAUUAAAUGUACUUUUUCACAUAUCUCUCUGGUUGUGUUUUGUGACUAUUGUAUAUUGUCUUUGUGUUUCAUUGUUGCAGUAAGUAUCCAUACCCAGACAUUCAGCUGUCUUAGAUGUGUUUACCUUUUUCUGCAGCCUUAAAGGCCCAGUGCAGUCAAAUUUCAGUUGUUCCUAAUUUUUGUAUCAUAUUAUACAACAGCUCAUAAAACUAACACUGUUAAAGUAUGAAAAAAUUGUAUCACUGUUAUUUCCUGAUAGUUGGUGGUUGAAAAAACAAUCUACACAGGACCUUCUAAUCAGCAGGUUUGCAUUUGUGGGAGUUUCGGCUUUCCAUGGUGACAUCACCAUGCGGAAAAUUUUGUUAAUAGACCAAUAACAAAGAGAAUUCCAAACCUCUCUGUCAAUAAGUUCGUUUUCAGUUUUCCCAUCUCUACUCAGACCACUCCCAGACAGUCCUAGCAAAAUUCUUGCUUGAGAAAUAGUUUUUUGCUUAAAAGCUAUUUUUGCCCAUUUGAAUGGAAGGCUAUUAUAGUAAGUUGCUUAAUUGUUACCUAGAAAUGAUUUGAUAUUGAUAUAAAAAACGGCUGCAUUGGUACUUUAAAACCACAGCCUUACAUUUUUUAGAUUAUUGCUUUGAAGCUGUUUUUUAAAUGUAUUUGAUGGUGAUUUUAUAGAUGUGUAUCCUUCCAUUAUUUGUGUGAUAUAUUGAUUCUUAUAAACUGGGUGAUUCAAGCCCUGAAUGCUGAUUGGCUGAAAGGCGUAGUCUGUCAGAAAGUAAACCACGGGUAUGAAAACAUUACAUUUAACUCUUCUAAUUACGUUGGUAACCAGUUUAUAAUAGCAAUAAGACACCCUGAGGGUGUGUGGUACAUGGCCAAUAUACCACGGCUAAGGGCUGUAUCCAGACACUCCCUGUUGUAUCGUGCAUAAGAACAGCCCUUAGCCGUGGUAUAUUGGCCGUAUACCAAACCCCCUCGGGCCUUAAUGCUUAAUUAAUUACAGUCUCUUUGCUUUUGAUGGUGAGUAAAUGUUUUGAUUUUAUUUCUUGUUUAUUUUUUGACUUAAAGCAAUAAUUGUUAAAAGUUCAAUUAUUUGAACCUUCAUUUUGAACCAGAUUAUUGACUUUGAUUUUGAGUGAACGUUGAAAAACAUUCUGUAAAACUGACUUAAGACAAAUAAAAUAACAUAAUAAUCUUAAAAUCACUGGCCAUUGCACCUGUGGCUGUUGAGAACUGAAAUUGAAGGGGAGAAUGUAAUUAAAGCUUGUGUGUAAUUGGGGGCACAGCUAAUAAAUGUGGUUAAAUAAUAAUGUAUUUUUGUUGUGUAAUCUGAGUAAUUGGUUUAGGUUGAUUAAAAAUGUAGAUGUAUUUAAUUUU
Salvelinus fontinalis (brook trout) is the source of this 3705-nucleotide messenger RNA. Its product is annotated as deleted in malignant brain tumors 1 protein-like. The transcript has 14 exons. The record is from RefSeq and is a predicted model, not a curated record. Gene Ontology annotation, cellular component: membrane. Bases 108 to 2279 code for a protein of 723 amino acids. Lineage: Eukaryota; Metazoa; Chordata; Actinopteri; Salmoniformes; Salmonidae.